GUGUCGAUAUAUUUAUUCUUCUUCCGUACGUAAUCCAAAAUUUUAUUUUGUAAUAGUUCAAAAUAAAGGGAAAAAGAAAGAAAGCUCUUCAGUAAUUAUCCAAAGUUUCCUGGAUAUUUACGGUUCGUUCUUUCCAAUCAUGUUCUUCUCCCCUGCUCCAAGCAAUUCAACUUCCGGCCCCACCCGGCGCCCAGCUUCCGUUCCAAGCAAAAGUAAAAUACCACCCCUAUAUGAACCACGGCGCGCGGGCGCGGCCAUACAUACACAAUUAGCGACAGCAUCUGACUUGACUUGCUCUAUACGUACGUCAAGAUUUGAAUCGCGGCGAGCGUUGCGUUGGGAGUUGGGCGAUGGAGAACAAGGGUGCGGCGGAAGGCGUGAUGCAGAAGGCGGCGGCGCAGCAGCCGGAGAAGGAGUCGACGGCGGCGUCCUCGUGCUUCCGGAGGGCUACGGCGGGCGAGGAGGAGGCGGCGGCUACGUUGAUGGACCGGUUCCGGCAGUUCAAGGACGCGCCGCGGUCGGAGCACUGGGUCUGCCUGAAGAACAAGGUCCGCGCCGCCCGGGAGUACGCGGGGCUCAUGACCCGCCAGGGCGUCUCCAUGUUCGGCGAGCCCAAGAUCGGCCCUGUGUUCCAGCAGGAAGCAGGCGCCAAGGAGAAGAUGCCUCCUGCAGCUGCUUCCGCCGAGUCCUAGACGACGAUCGAGUAGUGGCCAGUAUUGUGGUGCGUUUCUUCAUUAAUUCUACCGUAGUCUAGUUCAGGUUUUGUUGCGUAGUUCGGCUCUUCGAAGCUGAGGACAGUUUUGUUGUUAUUUUACGGAUUUUGAGUCUGGACAUGCAUACAUUUUUGCGUUA
Messenger RNA from Brachypodium distachyon (stiff brome), 852 nucleotides. RefSeq lists its product as uncharacterized. The transcript has a single exon. The record is from RefSeq and is a predicted model, not a curated record. The coding region runs from base 351 to 692 and encodes 113 amino acids. Lineage: Eukaryota; Viridiplantae; Streptophyta; Magnoliopsida; Poales; Poaceae.